Messenger RNA from Cajanus cajan (pigeon pea), 1119 nucleotides. Its product is annotated as alpha carbonic anhydrase 7. Gene Ontology annotation, molecular function: carbonate dehydratase activity; zinc ion binding. Lineage: Eukaryota; Viridiplantae; Streptophyta; Magnoliopsida; Fabales; Fabaceae. The record is from RefSeq and is a predicted model, not a curated record. Gene Ontology annotation, biological process: one-carbon metabolic process.
UAUUUCUCUAAAGUUAAAGCUAUGGCAAUAAAAUUGGAGAAGCCUCCUUCCAUGGUUUUGAUUAUUUGCUGCUUAUUUACAGCACUUUUAUUCCUCUCUUUACCAGUGAUGUCUCAAGAAGUUGAAGAUGAGAGUGAGUUUAAUUACGAGGAAAAUAGCGAAAAGGGACCAUCUCAUUGGGGAGACAUACAUCCCGAAUGGAGUUUGUGCAAAAAUGGAUCCAUGCAGUCCCCGAUUGAUCUAUUGAAUGAGAGGGUUGAAAUACUAUCCCACCUAGGCAGGCUUCAAAUCAACUACCAACCCUCCAAUGGAACUAUUAAAAAUAGGGGCCACGAUAUCAAGCUAGAAUGGGUUUCUGGGGCAGGCUAUCUUCAAAUUAAUGAAACUAAGUACGUACUCAAACAAUGCCAUUGGCAUUCUCCCUCUGAACACACCAUAGAUGGAAAAAGGUUUGAUCUAGAGUUACACAUGGUGCACGAAACUCCAUCAGGACAAACUGCUGUGAUUGGAAUUCUGUUUAAAAUUGGAAGGCCAGAUUCUUUCUUGUCAUCGUUAACGAAUCAUUUAAAGGCCAUUUCUGAUAGCACGGAAGCAGAAAGAGUGGUAGGUGUAGUUGACCCUAGGCAGAUCAAAGUUGUGUACAAGCAGUAUUACAGGUAUAAUGGUUCGUUGACUAUUCCUCCUUGCACUCAGAAUGUUUCUUGGACCAUCCUUAGAGAGAUACGAUCCGUUUCAAAGGAGCAGGUUAGAUUGCUUCGAGUCGCUGUUCAUGAUGAAUCAAAUACAAACGCAAGGCCACUGCAACCAAUAAAUAACCGGUUGCUGCAACUGAAUGGGCCAAAAUAUGUUAAAGAUCAAAAUUGAAAUUGAGGACAUUUGCUGGUGAAAACCUGACCAAAAGGUUGACUUGAAAUUGGUCGGACAGUGAAUGCGUUUCCACACAUGGACCAUGCGAUUAUUGCUAUGUUUAUGUUUUUUUUUUUUUUGUCCUUUAAUUUGACGGGGAUGGAUUGUUAGUCGGUACUAUAUACGUACACUUGUAUUAAUAUCUUUAGAGCUUUUACCCAAUAGCAUUACUUUAAGCUAUUCCCAGUAUAUACUGUCAAAUUUACAAUAUAU